AUCAAAAUGUGUCUCUCUAAGAAAGUGUAUCAUGCCCUUACUAAUAAUAACCCUAAUCCCAUUCAGCCAACAGGGUUGAAAGCUCCAGCUCCGACACGUGAAGCAAUUGGUUCACUUUAUUAUUGUUAUUGUAAUAAUUAUUUUUAUCUAUUUCCGGCAUUGGGGCCGAAAUCUGUGAAAACCGUAUGGAGUUUGGUUUAAUUAUAGGCUAAUUGAUGAAUAUUGAAAUAAAAAAACAUGAAAACGCAUUGGAGAAGAUGCCCAGUGAAGCCCUCGUCCAAUAGAUGUAGGCGUUUUAAAUGCACAACCCUUGAUUAACCAAUCAUAGGAAACCUUUUACGGUUCGGUCUAAAAUGAUUGGAGUUUGAAGGAGCGAGAGGUCCGUCAUCGCGCCAUCGUUGAAAUGUUUGGGGAAGACAGCUAACAGUCGGCUUUGCCGCUGUUCAUCCGAGCGAUGAGAUGUCAACGGACUGGGUCCAUGCUCUUAUCUUUGGCUUCUACGAUUCCAAAAUCCGAACCGUUUAGGAAUAUUUUGAAUUGUAUUGCAACCGUAUUUCAUUGUGAUUAGUAAAGUCACGACUGUUUCUGGAGCAGAGGUAACGUCAGGCCUAUAUGUUUGACGGCUUUCUGCAAUAUGAGGAAGCAAUUGGUCGAGUUCCCUCUGUGAUGCUAUCGAAAUCUUAAAAGAUAAUUGCCACACAUUUUGGACCAAAUAUGUAAAAGCUAUGGCCCGUGGGAAACACAAAAUGAUCGAAGAAACAUCCGUGUCAAUAUCGCCUUGAACGAACUCGAAAUCCUGCGCUUUCUCUGCGAAAACUUCUGCCUGAGUUCAUGGUGCAUCGGUUACAUCUCGAUCGGAUUUUAACCCGGCGUUGACUGUUCAAUGGAAGUAUGUUCCCAGCUGCCGGUGUUGCCUCUAGACAGGCCGGUUCCCCAGCAUGUGCUGAGGCGCAGAGGAGCCAUCAGCCUCGGCACCAGCUCUGCUCUGUUCGGAGGUCCUUCUCCGAGGCAGCUUUGCAAGAGGCGAGGAGGGGUGUCCUACAACAGCGCUGAUCAGGCGGUUCUCUACCUCCACCUGCUCGGUGAUGUGAAACAACGGGGCCCGGGGCCGUCGGAACCAGUGCGUGGGGCCCCUCACUCCCACGUCAAGGUCGACUAUCAGAGGUUUCACUGUCACCAGGGUCCCGUACGGCCAGGUGCCAGGGGCCUCAAGAGCCACCGCAGACGGCUCAGCUUCCAGAGGGGUCUCAAGAGCCGCCACCUCCUCCAGCGGCCCUCGGGCCCGCAGCACCUCCUCGACCAGGUGUACAACUGCCAGGUCAAGUGCAUGCUUGACAAGGUGGACAGCUGGGACUUCGACAUCUUCAUGUUUGACAGAGCUACAAAUGGAAACGGCCUGGUGACAUUGACCUUUCACCUCUUCCUCCAGCUGGGACUGACCCGGCUCUUUCGUCUGGACCCCAUCAAACUGCGUAGUUUCCUAGUCAUGGUGCAGGCAGACUACCACCAGCGGAAUCCCUACCACAACUCUCUCCACGCGACUGACGUCACGCAGGCCAUGUACUGCUUCCUGAGGCAGCCCAAGCUUGCCACAACGCUGAGCUCCUGUGAUAUGCUGCUGGCGUUAGUUGCGGCGGUCACCCACGACCUGGAUCACCCCGGGGUCAACCAGGGCUUCCUGGUCCGGACCGGACACCACCUGGCUGCACUGUACAAGAACUCCUCUGUUCUGGAGAGCCACCACUGGAGGUGUGCUGUGAGCCUGCUGAGGGAGUCUGGGCUCCUGGACCACCUGCCCAUCACUGACCGGCUCAACUUGGAGGAGCGACUGGGUUCUCUGAUCCUGGCCACAGACAUCAGCCAGCAGAACCGCUACCUGGCCCGCUUCAGGGAGCACCUUGACCGAGAAGACCUGAGCAUGGCUGACCCCAGCCACCGUCACCUGGUCCUGCAGAUUACCAUGAAGUGUGCAGACAUCUGUAACCCGUGUCGAGUCUGGAGGCUCAGCUCCCAGUGGAGCUCCAGAGUCACAGCUGAGUUCUUCCACCAAGGCGACGUGGAGAAAAAACACGGAAUGGCAGUCAGCCCCCUCUGUGAUCGACUCUCCGACAGUACGGCACACAUUCAAGCUGGUUUCAUCCGCCACGUGGUGGAGCCUCUGUUCAGGGAGUGGUGUCGCUUCUCCUGCACCAGCCUGUCCCAUCGCAUGCUGGCCCACCUGCAGACCAACCUGGACCGCUGGACGGACCCGAGCCAGCACCCCGAGACCCCCCCCUAGAGUCCUACCAGCCUUCCUAGACCCCCUCCCAAGACAAAGGAACGUAGACCACCUCUGAGAGACAUGGGCACCUUCCUGGACUACCUCCGUGACCACUUCCCUAGAGACCUCCCUAAACCCCCUGCUAGCGACAUGGGUACCUAGAGAACCUCCUGGAACCUAGACCACCUUCUAGGAUCCUCUCUAGACCACUUCCCUAGAGACCUCUCUAGACCACUUCCCUAGAGAUAUAGGAACCCAUACCACCUCCACCGUAGAGACCUACCAGCCUCCCUAGACCACUCCCUACAGAUAUAGUAACCUAGACCACCUCCUAGAGACCUAGGACCCUUCCUAGACCUCCUCCCUACAGAUAUAGUAACCCGGACCACCUCCUAGAGACCUAGGAACCUUCCUAGACCACUUGCAAAGCUUUUACCUCAGGAAAGGAAAGCUUGUGGAAAUGCGUCUCUCCCUUCUCUCGCUCUCCUUCGUCUUCUUACACUUUUAUUCUUUCUUCUUAUUCUCUGUCUCCCUGUAUCUCUCUCGCUCUCUAUCUGCCUUUAUCCUGCUUCCUUUUCGACGCCACCAACUAACCAAUGACUACUUUGUUAUUUCAUUUAAUCGUAUUUAUUACAUUGGGACGUAUUCCCGGAGUACAGUUACAUCGAUCAUUUACUACCUUACCAAAGUACUACGACAAUGUAUUCAAACUUAAGGUAAUCCAUGGAUUACUACGUACCACAGUAAUGCAUAGAUGUAUUACUAUAUUGUGAUGUUUCUGCUGACAUAUUAUUUAUUGUUGUGUGAUUCAAGCUCUGGUAUCAAAAUGUUUCCUUUCGCUAACCGGAGCUUUCACAGGAUUUAUUGGGUCAUUUCGUGGACUUUGAGGAUUUAAGAUAAGUUCCCACAUUAUCCUGAAGAGUUCAGAAACGGGGGGAAAAUUGCUCAGACAGAUUUAUUUUAUGUAGCGCUAUAAUUUAAUAUUGGAAACCCCAAAUAUGUAGCCAAUGACGAAGAAGAAACAUUGAACAUGAAGAUUGUUCCGGAGACCCGCGGUGGAUGUUUGGAAUGGGGCCAAGGGCGGGCAGACAUUUUGUUACAUGCUAAUUUAACUUAAUUUAACCAAUGGCUUAACUCGCUAUUGGUUCUGGGGCAAAACGGUGCACAUUCAGUCGAAUUAAUUACCACUUGCAUAAAAUGUUUGCUCUUUUGCUAAGGUAGACGAGAAACGCCAUUCGAUCGAGACGAUUUCCUCUUUAUUUGUAUUUUUUUAAGGGUUUUUGGUUGAUCGUUCCACUGUGAAAAUGGACAUGACUGUUGAGUUUGAAUUACUAUUCUUUUAAUUGUGUUUUCCUUUUUCAAGGGCACAUCUGUCAUGUUUGGGGGGGGUGAAAAAUAACAAUAUUUACCAAAUAAUGGUAAUAUACGUCAUGUGAUACACCAUCAUGUGAAAAAUCCAACUCUUUAAAUCGGUAUCUGUCACAUUAGAGUGUUACGUUUUUAGCUUCUAAAUGUUUGUAUUUAACCGUCAUUUCUUGGAAGAAACACUUGUUGCAUUACAUUCAGUUUUUCUUUUAAGAAGUUAGUCAUUUUGCUUAGGUGGGGCUAUUGUUCGUUCAUCAAGAUGUCGUGAACUCAAAUCUUCCUUCAGUGGAGUUGUGGAACACAAUUUGCU
Molecule: messenger RNA, 3935 nt
Organism: Gadus chalcogrammus (walleye pollock)
Lineage: Eukaryota; Metazoa; Chordata; Actinopteri; Gadiformes; Gadidae
Product: high affinity cAMP-specific 3',5'-cyclic phosphodiesterase 7A-like
Exons: 14
Coding region: 884-2278 (464 amino acids)
Molecular function (GO): 3',5'-cyclic-AMP phosphodiesterase activity
Source: RefSeq, a predicted model, not a curated record